Messenger RNA from Sceloporus undulatus (fence lizard), 6491 nucleotides. RefSeq names its product MAX dimerization protein 4 (gene MXD4). The record is from RefSeq and is a predicted model, not a curated record. Gene Ontology annotation, molecular function: DNA-binding transcription factor activity, RNA polymerase II-specific; protein dimerization activity; RNA polymerase II cis-regulatory region sequence-specific DNA binding. The coding region runs from base 138 to 896 and encodes 252 amino acids. Lineage: Eukaryota; Metazoa; Chordata; Lepidosauria; Squamata; Phrynosomatidae. The transcript has 6 exons. Gene Ontology annotation, biological process: regulation of transcription by RNA polymerase II.
AGGCUUCGGCUUCUACGCUGUUGCUAUAGCGGCCAGCCUAUCAGGCGGUGGGAUCCCAGAUCUGUCAACAUCCCUCUCGGCCUGAACGUUCUGGCUCGCCUCUGAUUGGCUCUGCUGGAGUCAGGAUCCUGCCAAGGAUGUCACUCACUGGCUGGGGCAGCUGUCCGUCAAAACCCCUCUCUCUUUCUAUAUAUAGGUAUAGACACACACACAAGCACCGACUGUGGCUUUGCAGACUUGAACUGUCGGAGAUAGCUGCGUGCUGCUGGCGAACCCUGAGCAGCCGCUGUUCUCCCGGGAAGAAGCUCUCGGAAAUGGAGUGGAACUCCCUGCUGAUGCUGCUGGAAGCCGCCAAAUACUUGGAAAGGCGGGAGAGAGAAGCCGAACACGGCUAUGCCUCGGUGCUGCCUUUCGCCAGCAACUGUCCCAGGAGGAAAGCGAAGCUCGGGAAGCCCCAGGGCAACCGGUCUUCACAUAAUGAGCUAGAAAAGCAUAGACGGGCUAAACUCCGGUUAUAUUUAGAAGAGUUAAAACAGCUUGUUCCUUUGGGAGCAGAUAGCACUAGACACACUACACUCAGCUUGCUGAAAAGAGCCAAGAUGCAUAUUAAGAAAUUGGAAGAACAGGACCGAAAAGCUCUAAAUAUUAAAGAACAAUUACAACGAGAACAUAGGUAUCUCAAGCGUAGAUUGGAACACCUCUCCAUGCAGGGCCUGGAACGCAUUCGCACAGAUAGCCUGGGAUCAACAGUAUCAACAGAUUCUGAUCAAGAGGUAGACAUUACAGCUGAAAUGGACAGUAGUGGGAGUACCAGUGAUGCUGAAGACAGUUUUCAAGGCAGCUCUAGCGACAGUGGCUAUACACAUACUCACAGACUAAAUGCCAAACUUCUGUAGCAUUUGAGUGAACUGCUGAACUCAGGACCUUCUGACUGAAGCAUUUACAGUAAAUACAUUUAUUAAUUCAAGUUGCUGACUGCCACUGUCCCAGACAGCCUCUACUACAAUACUCCAAGUGGUGUAAUGUCCAGGAUUCUCUCAAUUAUGAUUAGUAUAUUAAAUUACAAAUCAUGGUUUCUGCAAAGUAAGAUUUUUGGUUUAAAGUACCUUCACAUAGCCAUUUUCCAAACUUUUAAAUGUUGUGGAGAGCCUUUACAAAUAAUGUAAAAGUACUUUUUAAAUGAAGUAAUAACUUUUUCCAUAAACUUCUAAACAUUUAUGAAACAUCUAAUUCUGUCCAGGUCUGAUAGAUAGAGUUUGACUUUUGCUGUUUUGUCUCUUGCAGUACAACUGUUGUAGCUAAAACAGCAUAUGUCUUUCUUUCUGUGCAUUUGGCUUGCUUGUGAUUGUUCUCAGUUUUUUGGAUUCUGGCCAUAGUGAGAAAAGGAAAAUGAUACACCUUUCAAAGUAUAUUAUCAUUUGGGAGAGUGGAGGAACUGGUUAGCAUCAGUUACCAGAAUAGAACUUCUUUCAAGUUUUAAAGACAUAAACUGUAAAAUGUGUAUGUUCUUCAUAGAAAUAUAUUCACUAUUUUUCUGCAAACAGAGAUAAAGCUGCUUAUCACAAUCUAAUGUGCAAUGAUCACCCCAGUUUUCUGUUUUAUGCUAACUAAUUCCACAAAUAGUCAUGCUAGCUUGCAAAUGCAAACAAAAUUUUUAAAAAAAUGCUGUGCUAUCAGAGUAAGAUAUAUUGUGUGACAUGAACCUUAAUGCACAAAGAAAGUCAUAUCCCAUUUGGUGUGCUCAGUACACGUUACUUACUAACGUUUUGUUUUCAGCCUUACCAAACACCUAGCCCUCAUGAAUGAGCCAAAGAUGUCCUUGUGUUAGAAUAAUUUAGAGGGAUCCUAAAGCAUUACAAUUCAGCAAAUUAAAGUUAUGUAUAUAGUUGAUGAAUAUACAGCUGUCUGCUCAUAAUGCAAUUGGUUGUGCAUCUUGGUCCACAUGAGCUACUUAUCCAGUUCAUGCUGGAUUAGCAGCCCAAUCAUCUUUCCCAUCAGUUGGUUUUAAAGUUCAUUGCCCAAACAACUACUCACUAGCCCCUUCAUUUUAACUAGAAACUUGGUCUCUUGUUAACAUGGAGAUUAUGUAUGAAAUACUUCAGUAUUUUUGUUAGAACACUGAGAGCACACCAGACUAACAACUAAAACUUUUUUUAGAAGAAAACAAAAAUGCUUGCUUAUAUUCUACACUUUAUUCUCGUCUAUAGCUGCCAAUACACUGAAAUGGAAGGCACAGCUCUACAUUACAGUACUCACACUAAACCAUAUUGUUUUAUAUGCUAUAGUUGCAAUUACAUUUCCUUAUAAAAUACAGAAAAGUGCUAUAUAAUUAUAUCAUUUAAUUAGUAUUCAUCUAGAUGUUUAAAUUGUAGUUACCCUAAUGUAGCAAUACUGCAAAAGUAUAUUUGAAUACAUUUUAAGCUUAAUGAAGUCAUUAGUAUUUCAAUUUUUUAUAUUUAAAAAUGGACCAAUCUUUACAUUACUACUUCAAUGGUCUUUUUUAAAAAUUUGGGGGAGGGGGGAACCCUAUGUACUGUUUAGACAAGCUAUGUAUUUUCUGUAAAUAUAUUUUCUAUAAAAUAUCAUGUGUUAUAUAUUUUUCCAAACUCUUCUUACUUACUUACAGGGAACAUAUAAACUCAGACCAGAGUCUCAGGUACUCUUCACUUUAUUCAUAUUGUGCCUUGGUGAAUAUUUUAUAUAUUUAUCUCCCCCCCUUUAAAACGUAGGUUCUUCUUCAUGGUCUCUGUAAAGCGCACAAAUGGGUUAUUCUGUGCCGACGCAGCAUUUUCGGAUCCUUCUGGAAUUGCUAGGGAAGACUUUUUGGUGGUAGCUCUGCCCACCCUUCUAUAUAGGCUCAGUGUCUUCUUGCCCUUCAGUUCCUUUUGUCCGCCGCGUGAGCAGCAUAGGAACCUCACUUGGAAAUCACUCCUUCCUUUUACUUUCGAUUUUGACCACAUUUUUGGCUCUAACUUCUCUCUUGGAUAGUGAUUUGGCUUGUUUUGGACUCUGAUUACCGGUAACACUUGGUUUGUUUGACCACUCUCUCAUCUGCUCCUUCAAAUCUCCAUGAUGUCUUCGCACUCUUUAAAAAGUGCACGGAAUGUGGAGGGAAAAUUCCAAGCCAGGACGGACACUCCUUGUGCCCCGUUUGCCUAGGCGAGGGCCAGGUCACCGCGACUUGCCCUCAUUGUGUGGCUUUCACCCCACAAGCUAGGAACAAUAGGGAAAUAUGGCUGUGUUCUAUGCUAUAUGCACAGAUACUUAAGUUUCCCUCUGAAUCUAGGCUUCCUACCAAGGCUCCUGCUGCCAAGGACAAACCCUCGUCUUCUGCCUCCGGGGUUCUUGCCAAAGCUAAUGCUGCUGAGGGCAAACACUUGUCUCCUGUCCCUGGGUCACCAACCCCAGAAAAAUGGAAGGAGACUGAUCACGAUGUGGCUGGCCAGCCGUCAUCUCUGAAACGGAAGAAAUCCUCAGACUCUUCUAAAUCAGACAAGAAGAAACACAAGUCCUCUAACGAGAAGGACAAGGAGGCUUCACGUCCGGAACAGAAGUCCUGUCCUAACCCAGACUCCAAACCUAUCCAGUCUGUUGAUACCGAGUCAGGCUCGCUGCCGUGUGCACAGGCAACCCCUCAGGUUCGUCCAUCUCCGCAAGAUGCCUCUCGGUCCCGUACCGACAUUUUCCGAACUCUAAUGAAACCCUACCAACUUUCCGAUGAUGAACCUCUUGCUUCCUGUGACAUCAGGCUCCUCACUUGGAAGACUACAUUUUUGGUCGCCCUGAUCUCAGCACACCGAGUCAAUGAUAUCUGUGCUUUCCAUGCCAACUCCCCUUAUUUGAAAUUCUUCAAAGACAAGGUCGUUCUUCGACUGGAUAUUUCCUUUCUACCUAAGAUAGGUUCUAUCUUUCAUCUCAAUCAAGACAUCGUUCCUCCAAUGCUGGCCCCGAACCCAACCACUGAGUACUGACUCCACUCCCUUGAUGUCAGGUGGGCUCUGGCCUACUACCUCUACAGGACGUCGUCCUCUCUGCAUGCUCCCAGACUCUUUGUCUGCUACUCACCUCCCAAACUGGGACUCAAGGUCACAUCACAACAUUUUUCUAAAUGGGUGACCUCCACUAUCCAUCUUUCCUAUGAACUGUUUGGGAAGACUCCCCCUGCUCGAAUUCGAGCUCAUUCCACCAAGGUGGUAGCUACAUCCUCUGCUUUCCUGUCCAAAAUCUUAUUGGAGGACAUUUACAAGGCUGCAGUUUGGUCACAACCUUUGACUUUUAUCAAGCACUACAGGCUUGACACCAGACACCAUCGUGAAGCAGCCUUUGGCAGAGCUGUUCUCCUUUCUGGCAUUCACUGAGGUUAGUUGACACUGUUAAUAAUUGACACUCACACUGUCUUUCCUGGUUAAAAUCUUUUAUUGCCAGGAUACUCCCUCUUCCUGGGAUGGAUCAGCUUGUCAGUGUAACCCAUCUGUGUGCUUCGCAGAGAUGACGAAGAAGAAGGACAGGUUGCUUACCUGUAAGUGUAGUUCUUCGAGUGGUCAUCUGCGAAUCCACACAAAUCCCACCCAUCCUCGACACUUUCUUCCUAGGUCUGCUCUUUCGGUGGACUUUUUGAACAGAAGAAGGGCGAGAAGAAGCCGAGCCUAUAUAGACGGUGGGCAGAGCUACCACCAAAAAGUCUUCCCUAGCAAUUCCUAAAGGAUCCGAAAUUGCUGCACAGGCGCAGAAUAACCCAUUUGUGUGGAUGUGCAGAUGACCACUCGAAGAACUACAGUUACAGGUAAGCAACCUGUCCUUUUGCCAUUUCAGAAGCCCCAGUUGGUAUGCUUGAAUGGUAUCACCUUGCCUUAGUUAAAGCACUGACUGUAGUUUUUUCUGUUUCAUUAAUGGCAGAGGAAGUAAUAAUCCCCAAACCCAAUUGAUCAAAAUACGGCAUUAUUACAGAGGUGUUUUCUGCUCUUGGAAUUCCUGAUUCUUGGGGGAUGAACUAAAUGUUACUCCCUGCCUUUUUUGCAGCCACUGAAUUCCACUGGUGAAAAAACACACUCAUUCUCACCCACAUCUCUGCGCCAAAACUCUCCAGGAAACACAGCUCCUCUAAAUCAAUAAACAUUUCCCCCAUAAAUCUAAUUUUACAAUUGAACUUAAUUCUUUCAGCAACAAGCAGUGAUUUUUUUCUGGUUGCCACCGUGCUGUCAUUAUCCCACAGUGACAUCCAUGGGGCUGAACUUGACCACAACCGUGAAAUGGCCUAUACUGAUUUAAAUAGUGGUGUGAAAACAAUUCCAUUCAAAUUAAUGUUUCAGAAAGAGGUGCUUUAUAUAGGUGCGGUACAGAGUGCCAAAAAGAGGCGCCGGGGAGGCGCCUCUCCUUGCUCCACAGCAGUGCCGUAACAACCAAAUUGUGCGGCACUGCCGUACAGCAAGCACCAGCAACAGCGAGAUGAUGUGCCAGUGGCGCAGUGCCGUUUGGACACUGCGCUGCUGGUAUGUUAUCUCUGCGCGCACCAUCUGGAUAGUGCCAUGCAGCUGCGGCGCACCCAUGACGUGCUAGGGUUGCGGGACGUGUGCACGCCCCACCUCCAAGCAACCUUAGCAUGUCAUGGGCGCACCACAAAGUACCGGGCCAUAGAUAAUAGGUCUUUUGUACUUGGAAUGACUUGCAGGAUGAGGACAGUGCCUUGUGAAAUCCAACACUCCAAUUACGUUUUUUAGUAUUGAAAAGAUUAAUAAAUUGCAACAUAUUGACAAGAUGGAAGCCACUAAUCUUUUGCUGUUUUCUGAAUCAGUAUAUAUUUUCCCUUUGUUUCUCAAAGUACAGGAAAUAAGUGCUAAAUAUACUUCUGGCUGCUUAUAGCCCUUAGUUGUUUGUUUCUCAGUAGCCUAGAACUUGCAAACAAGGCCAUGUUUUUGAACGAUCUGUUGUUGUUGUUGUUGUUGUUUGUAGUCAUCUCUCCAUGAGCUGUGGGGAGGUCCAUAAAGUUACAAAUCUUGACAGCUGGUUUUAAAAUUAAUAGUCCUCUCUUGCACUGUUUUGAUACAUUAUACAUGUUGUAUAUUUCAAAAAUCCAUCUUGGAAAAGGUACAUAGCAAUAUAAGCAUUGUGAGCAGCUGAUAAGCAGUAUUUUUUAAUUUCAUAUAUUUUAAUUAGAAAAUCACUUUAGAUGUUUUACUUUUGUACAUUUUAAUGGGUAGAAAUGCCUACUUGUAUUGUUGCUUUCCUUUACAAUAUAAUGAAUUUACUCACGGCUGUAAAAUGUUUUCUUUCAUGAAGAGCAGUUCUUGCACACAACUUUAGAAACAAAAAAACCCUGAGAAUGGGAAAGAGACUUCAUGAUAAAUUUUGUUGACUGUAUGCCACUCUAAUGUUUGCAUUUUUAAAAUGAAUGUAUAUAAUUUGAUGAACUCUUCCAUACUGGUAUCAGUGGCUUUGUAGAUCUUUUAUAUUUUCAAUAAAUCUUUUCAAUAAAGAUUACUCCAAUAUUCUGA